AUGAACCCAACUAUUAUUAAACAAUUGGCUAGAACUUCUAUCAGAUUGCAACACACAGUUCCACAUUCAACGGGUGUUUCUGCUCGUCAAUGGUUUGGUGUUUUUGGUGGUGUUGCUGGCGGUUUGGCAGGUGGUGCUUUAUUAUUGUCUUGGUGUUACUCUGACAAUACAAUUGACAGAAUUUUCAAGAAUCAAAGAUAUGCUUUAGGCUCUAAACCACACAACUAG
This is a messenger RNA of Saccharomycodes ludwigii, 228 nucleotides long. RefSeq lists its product as uncharacterized. The coding region runs from base 1 to 228 and encodes 75 amino acids. Lineage: Eukaryota; Fungi; Ascomycota; Saccharomycetes; Saccharomycodales; Saccharomycodaceae. The transcript has a single exon. The record is from RefSeq and is a predicted model, not a curated record.